Molecule: messenger RNA, 2073 nt
Organism: Aspergillus niger
Lineage: Eukaryota; Fungi; Ascomycota; Eurotiomycetes; Eurotiales; Aspergillaceae
Exons: 4
Coding region: 1-2073 (690 amino acids)
Biological process (GO): potassium ion transmembrane transport; stabilization of membrane potential
Cellular component (GO): membrane
Molecular function (GO): potassium ion leak channel activity
Source: RefSeq, a predicted model, not a curated record
AUGUGGCUGCCGCGAGUUGCCGCAUUGCAAAACAAGGAAUCUUUGGCUUCGCUGGUGAUGCUCGCCAUUCUGCGGAGAUCCACAAAGGCGAUCCCUUCGGCUUGGGUAGCGGCGCGUUGCCUCAAUCGAGAUAUGAACGAUGAUAAAGAUCGACCUCCGAGCACGGAAAAAAGGUCGCUUUGCAGGAAGUUCCGAAAUCAAUUCAAUCCGAGGCCUGCAGAAGAUGAUGGGCCACAAGACUGGUGGAUCGCAUCUACUGCUAUUCCACUGGUAGCAGCUACCACUGCUCCUCUCGCAAACCUCAUGUCUAUUGUUGCCCUUGUGAUGCCGUGGAAAAGCAAGCUACUUGGGCACACCGCAUCAUCAGGCGCACCAGCGCAGGAACUCAUCAGUGAUCCUCGAUGGUGCAUAGCUCUUAAUGCCACAUCACUCGCAUGCGGAAUCGCAGGAAACGUGUUUCUUCUGGUCAACUUUACGCGCACUAUGCGAUACAUCAUAGCCUUGCCCGCAUCUAUCAUCCUCUGGUGCCUGGCUACAUCGAUUUUGAUCGGUAUAACUGUUGCUACGAACAUAUAUGACGGUCCUGUACCACCUGAGCAGACCUAUUCUCAGGCUUACUGGAGUGCGGUGAUCGCAGCAGCUCUGUAUUUCUUCCUUACUGUUAUCCUAAUGAUCAACAUGCUGGGAUAUGUUCUGGGGCACUAUCCGCAGUAUUUUGCUCUUACUGAUGGCCAGAGAACAUUGAUAUUGCAAACUACUGCAUUCGUGGUGUGGCUACUAAUAGGUGCUGCUAUAUUUAAUGCUGUCAUUGAUGACAUAUCGUUUGGCGAUGCACUAUAUUUCUCAGACGUCACAAUCCUGACAUUGGGGUACGGCGAUAUCACUCCUCCGACUUCGGUCGGCAAAGGCCUCGUAUUUCCCUAUGCGGUGAUGGGCAUCAUUAUCCUGGGUCUCGUGGUGGGAAGCAUCCAUGACUUUGCCCGGGAACUGCAAUACGACAAUGUUGUGCGAAAGCACGUCGAAAGAAAACGGCAAGCUACUAUCGAGCACUCUAUUUCACUAGAACCAGGCGCAGCGGAUCCGCAUCUCAAUGACAAAUCCAGGCAUCGACCCAAACAAAAAGACCGCUUCAACGCCAUGCGAGCAAUUCAAUACGAGACCGUUCUCUUCCGGCGGUGGUACAAUCUAAUAUUGAGCGUCAUCAUGUUCGGUAUAGUCUGGACGUGCGGUGCUGUGGUCUUCUGGCGCCUAGAACAAAUCACAUACUUCCAAGCCCUAUACUUCGGCUUUUGCUCCCUCCUCACGAUCGGAUAUGGAGACAUCACACCCACCACCAACGCAGCGCGGCCCUUCUUCAUUGUCUGGUCCCUUAUCUCCGUUCCAACAAUGACAGUUCUGAUUUCAGAAAUGAGCGACACAAUCGUCGUUGCAUUCAAGCACGCCACUAGCGUUUUCGCAGACUGGACCGUUCUCCCACAGUCCGGAAAAUACCGAGAGUUCCUCCGUAAAUUCCCAAUCCUCUAUACUACUCUCCAGCAUCGCGAAGAAAACAGACGGGUAACCGAAGGCUUCCACGUCGGGUUGGAUAACGAAGAAAGAGGCACAGGAGCAGAGGACCAGCACGACUCCGAACAUCCGCCCACAAGAUCGCUCAAAGAACUCGCCAGCGAGCCAGACACAGCUUCAGGCACGGGAACAGGAUCAACAUUCCACUUUGCACAGCAACUCGCAUACGCGAUCCAGCGAACUACCCGAGAUGUUGUAGAAGGGGAGCGAAAACGAUAUACCUACGAGGAAUGGGUGGAAUUCACACGACUGAUUCGCUUCACAGACCCCAGCCCAGACGGCGUGGAAGUUCAAGAAGAUGAAUACGGGAUCUUGAAUUGGGAUUGGAUCGGUAAGACGAGCCCAAUGUUAGCCACGCAGACCGAACCAGAAUGGGUUCUGAAUCGUCUCUGCGAGAGCCUGAUUCGGUAUGUCGACAUCCAAGCGAAGCAGGCAGCAGGCACGACGAGAGAAGAAGACGAACCGACCUUGAGGAAGCAAAGGGAGAUUAAGUUCGAGGAUCAGUAA